CACCAAAUUAGAUUACCAUGCUUGGAUUACAGACGUUGAAGAGACGCAGUGUUCUAAGGCUAUUUGGGGCUUCUAUCGUUGUUUCCUUGAUACUUUUUGGCUCUUUACAUGUACUAUUUUCGACUGGGGAUUUUUCUUUUCAUGGUCGUACGAGCGCCAUCUAUCAUUAUUCCUCUAGGCCAUUACAACAUCCCAAUCCCAAUCUCAAAGCAGCUUUCGUCACAUUCACAAAAGGAAAUCAAGAAAGUUUGGAAAAGUUACGCUACACCAUUCGAGAUUUAGAAGAUCGAUUCAACCGCGACCAUGGCUAUCCUUAUAUUGUAUUCACCAAUGAACAACUCACCGAGGAAUUUAAGGAACUAGUGGCUUCUUUGACUAGAAACAAUAUAGCUUUUGAAUAUCUCGAUAAAUCUUACUAUGGAUACCCUGAAUUCAUUGAUAUGAACAAAGCAAAGCAAGCUCAAAUAGACAUGAAAGAUAUUAUCUUUGGUACCAGUGAUGAUUAUAGAUUCCAGGCUCGAUUCAUGGCCGGUUUGAUAUUUAGACAUCCUGCAAUAGCAGAAUUGGAUUACUAUUGGCGAUUUGAAAUUGGAACAAAAUAUCUUUCUUCUGUAGAUUUUGACCCAUUCGAAUAUAUGAAGGAACAUGGCAAGAAAUUAUCCUUUUCUUUUGCGUUGUAUGAAUACCAUGAUACCAUUCCAAGUUUAUAUUCUACCGUUCAACGCUACAUUGGUGAUCAUCCUGGUCAAGUCAUUCAUCGCACAGAACAAGAUAAUCUUUGGUCUUUUAUUGUCGAUUCGGAUUCAUCUGAUUACAACAACUGUCAUUUUUGGUCCAAUUUUCAGGUGGCUGAUUUAAGUUUCUUCAAAGGAACUGAAUAUCAAGAUUUCUUCGAUUAUAUUGAUCAUAGCGGAGGUAUCUUUUAUGAACGAUGGGGUGAUCCUGUCAUUCACACCAUGGCAGCUGUCCUUUAUCUCCGGAAAAGUCAAGUUCAUCACUGGGAAUCUAUUGGUUAUCAAGUGGCCGAUAGUUUCAUCCACUGUCCUAAUAACAAAUCAGUAUGGCAAUCUGGUGUUUGUCGACCAAUCUCUAAUUUUGAUAAUCAAGGAUACAGCUGUUUACCCCGUUUUAUUCAAUAAAAAAC
This is a messenger RNA of Halteromyces radiatus, 1144 nucleotides long. Its product is annotated as nucleotide-diphospho-sugar transferase. NCBI's taxonomy places the organism in Eukaryota, Fungi, Mucoromycota, Mucoromycetes, Mucorales, Cunninghamellaceae. The transcript has 4 exons. Bases 18 to 1139 code for a protein of 373 amino acids. Gene Ontology annotation, cellular component: Golgi apparatus; membrane. The record is from RefSeq and is a predicted model, not a curated record. Gene Ontology annotation, molecular function: alpha-1,2-mannosyltransferase activity. Gene Ontology annotation, biological process: protein N-linked glycosylation; cell wall mannoprotein biosynthetic process.